Molecule: messenger RNA, 2301 nt
Organism: Notechis scutatus (mainland tiger snake)
Lineage: Eukaryota; Metazoa; Chordata; Lepidosauria; Squamata; Elapidae
Gene: GLT8D1
Product: glycosyltransferase 8 domain containing 1
Cellular component (GO): Golgi apparatus
Molecular function (GO): glycosyltransferase activity
Source: RefSeq, a predicted model, not a curated record
CCACACGCACACACACAAAAGGUGCAGUUAUGGUGACGUAUUUGGCAUUAACACUUUGUUGAACGCGCUUCUUUACGUAUCGCUUUUUAAAAAAAUAAUAAUAAUCAGGCACUAUGAUAGGCACCUUUUAUUUUUCCAGCUGGUGAUUACAAUACACUUGGUGUACUUGGUGUUGAGUUGGCAAUUCGCGCGUGGCCGCCAGACUGUGCAAAGGGAAGGGAGGACUAGAAGGAUCUCUGGAUUCUGGGCCAGCAAACGUGUCAAGAGAUUUUGUUUUUCAUCCACAAAGAAAAUGUCAUUAAGAAAAGUAAACAUAGCCAUCCUCAUAUUGGUUGUUGUUAUAUUUCUGUUAGUGCUGCAUCACAACUUUCUAGGUCUCAGUGAUCUCUUAAAAAAAGAAUUAUCAGAUUCAAAUCCACUAGGAUUUCAUACAAUAGAUUUUAUACCUGAAGCUCCUCAAAGAUUGGUAGUGAAAGAAAAUGACAAGGAAAUUCCUGUGGUCCUUACGGCAUCUGAAGAAAGGCUUGGUGGUGUAAUUGCAGUUGUGAACAGUAUUCAGCAAAACACCAAAUCUAAUGUUGCAUUCCAUAUUGUCACUUUGAAUGACACUGUGGAUCAUCUGAGGUCAUGGCUUAGUAAAACCAGUUUAAAAAAUGUUCAAUACCAAAUUUUGAAUUUUGAUCCUGGCAUGCUGGCUGGAAAAGUACGAAUAGAUUCAAAGAUGCCAAAUUCCAUAAAACCGCUGACCUUUGCAAGAUUCUAUCUACCUAAGUGGGUCCCAAAUGCAGAAAAGGCCAUUUAUUUGGAUGAUGAUGUGAUUGUACAAGAUGAUAUCCUUGAACUUUACAACACUCCAUUGCAACCAGGCCAUGCGGUGGCGUUCUCGGAUGACUGCGACUCUACCUCAAAUAAGUUUUCUGUCCGUGGAGCAGGAAAUCAGUAUAAUUACAUGGGAUUUCUUGAUUAUAAAAAAGAACUGGUUCGGAAGCUGUCCAUCAAAGCAAGCACCUGCUCUUUCAAUCCUGGUGUGUUUGUUGCAAAUCUAACAGAAUGGAAAAUACAAAAUGUUACUAAGCAACUAGAGAAAUGGAUGACACUUAAUGUUGUAGAAGAGAUAUAUAGCAGGACUCUUGCUGGAAGUAUCACUACACCUCCUUUGCUAAUUGUAUUUUACAAACGACAUUCAAAAAUUAACCCUAUGUGGAAUGUUCGCCAUCUUGGUUCAAGUGCCGGCAAAAGAUACUCACCACAGUUUGUGAAAGCUGCCAAAUUACUCCACUGGAAUGGACAUUUCAAGCCCUGGGGGCGAACAGCAUCCUUUGCAGAUGUUUGGGAAAAAUGGUACAUUCCUGAUCCUAGUGGCAAAUUUAACCUGAUUCGCAGGCACGGUGAUAUUUAUGCAACACAUUCAUAAAGACCUAACACUUACAUGUUUUUCUCAGGAAACCUGUAAAAUCAGGGUGAAAUCAGUAAUGGUAUGUCUGUUUAAUGUACACUAAAUUUGAGAAAGACUUGAAAUUGUAUGCCUGAAGCAGCGGCUCUGUGCCUUCAAGUACAAGAUGAAGAAUAGCUUAUCAACUACAGGUAGUCUUUGACUUAUGACAAAUGAGACCAGAAUUUCCAUUGUAGGUUGUUGUCAGACCCAAUUUUAUGAAAAUUUUCAUGGUGGUCAUGAAGCAAACCACAUGCUCUAGUUCCCUAAUGGGCAUGUUUUUGCUGGAAUUUUGCAAAAGAGGUCACAUAUCACAAUGUGAUUGUAGGAUGUUGCAACUUGUUAUGAAUCUGAGCCAGUUGCUAAGUGCCUACAUAGCAAACAUGAUCUUCACAGGAUGGUGCAACGGUUAUAAGUACAGGUCAUAAGUAACUUUUUCCGAGGCCAGCAUAAUUUUGAACUGUCUUAAAUGAAUAGUUGUUAAAUUGAGGAAUACUUAUAUACUCCGCUGGACCAGAUGAAUUCUUCAGACAUAAAUGAAACAUUACAAAAUGAACUUCACCUAGGAAUUUGACAUUUACUCCCAAGUAUGUGCAAUAUUAUCUUGCACAGCUAUUUUUUAAAGAAGGAAAACUUCCUCCUUAGCAGUAACCCAUGAACAUAAGUUUGUUAGAACUUUUUAGUAUUUAGUUUAUUAUUAUUUAAGUCUUUUGUAGAUUUAAUCUGUUUUUGUCAUUUAGUAAAUGAUGAAACUGCCCAACAACACUAAAACAGCGUUUAAAUUCAUGGAGAAAUCUUGAUUUGUUUGUAUGUGAGUUCAGAUUAAUCUACAUUUGAUAACUGUAAUAAAAACUAAUGUCUUAACAAUA